GCUGGGGCACUCCUGCCUUCCGCCGCCGCCAGCCGGGAUUGACAGCCGGGGAGAGGCGCGACCGGCCAGGCGGCGUCCCAUUGCCAGGCGCCUGGGGGACCAGCCAGGUCAGUAGGCAGCCAGCUCCCCAGCGCUGGGAGAAGAAGACGUCGCAUCCCACCCGCCCGUCUCCCUGUUUCUCCAGACCCUUCCCACUCACACGCCUCCCCAAAAGAAGAAGAAGAAGGGGUCGCUUGGGAGACCGGCGCCCGCGCCCUGCCCUCCCUCCCGAGGCCGGCUCCUCCAGGGGUGUGAGAGGGCAGUUCUAGUCUAGGGAGGGAUGAAGUUGGGGGGAAACUCCUCUCCUCCGCCUCCGCCCACCUCAUCGCUGCUCCCCCUUCUUCUCCCUCCGCGCAACAGACACCCGCUUCUCCGCUGGUGAAGAAGCCCUUCCCUUUGGAGAGUUCUUCAAGCAGCCCGCAGAAUAAAGCCGGAAAGGAUUUUCCCCCUUCCUCCCUGCUCUUGUGGCUUCCUUGUUAGUUUUUUUCCCUCCCCCCAGUCAUAUUUGGAAAUGGCCAGGGCAGCGACGCUUGGGAAAGGAUCAAGUGUGGGAAAAGGCAGAGGAAACCGGAGCUGAAUGACAGGAUGCAGGAGACUUGAGGAGAUACUACACAAAAGGAGCGGUUUCCUUAUAACAUACACACAGACUACCUGCGGGACUCUUUGCUGUGGUUGCCACCGGCCGAGCCGGCUUCUGAUCCUAACCUGCCCUGCCCGAGGAUUUAAGAUCUAGGUGGGAUUUCUGCGUGCCAGCCGGAGAGGGUCUUUUCUAUUUCUAAUCCUUCUGCACUGAGACAGGAACAUGGACUGGGGACUCCUCCUGCACUGUGCAGCCCUCAUGGUCACCCUUGGCAGGACACUGAAGAGCGAUAAAUGCGGUGAAACUAUAAGAAUUGUUGAGCCUGGGUAUCUCACUUCGCCUGGCUACCCUAAUACGUAUCAUCCAAGCCAAAAAUGUGAAUGGCUGAUUCAAGCUCCUCAACCGUACCAGAGGAUUAUGAUCAACUUCAACCCUCACUUUGAUUUGGAGGACAGAGAAUGCAAGUACGAUUAUGUUGAAGUGAUUGAUGGAGACAAUGCCAACGGGCGAGUGUGGGGGAAGUAUUGUGGCAAGAUUGCACCCCUGCCCGUGGUAUCUUCAGGACCGCACCUCUUCAUCAGAUUUGUCUCCGAUUAUGAAACCCAUGGGGCAGGGUUUUCCAUUCGCUAUGAGGUUUUCAAGAAAGGACAAGAAUGCUCCAGAAACUUUACAUCAAUGAGCGGGGUGAUCAAAUCGCCCGGAUUCCCUGAAAAAUAUCCCAAUGGCCUUGAAUGCACUUACAUUAUAUUUGCACCAAAGAUGUCCGAGAUCAUACUGGAAUUUGAAAGCUUUGAACUGGAGCCAGAUUCAAAUCCUCCAGGGGGAAUGUUCUGCCGUUAUGACAGAUUAGAAAUAUGGGAUGGAUUCGCUGAAGUUGGCCUUCACAUAGGCCGAUAUUGUGGACAGAAUACACCAGGCCGUGUCCGCUCUUCAACUGGCAUUCUUUCCCUGGUUUUCUACACCGACAGUGCAAUCGCAAAAGAAGGUUUCUCUGCCAACUACACCGUCUUGCAGAACAGUGUAUCGGAAGAUUUCCAGUGCAUACAACCACUUGGAAUGGAAUCUGGUGAAAUUCAUUCUGACCAAAUCAGUGCCUCUUCUCAGUACAGCACCAACUGGUCUUCUGAAAGGUCCCGCUUGAAUUACCCUGAAAAUGGGUGGACGCCGGGAGAGGAUUCCAUCAGAGAAUGGAUACAGGUGGACUUGGGCCUUCUCCGCUUUGUUUCUGCCAUUGGAACCCAGGGAGCCAUCUCGAAAGAAACUAAGAAAAAGUACUAUGUGAAAACGUACCGUGUAGAUAUCAGCUCCAAUGGAGAAGACUGGAUUUCACUUAAAGAUGGAAAUAAACCUUUGGUGUUUACCGGGAACAUUAACCCUACUGAUGUUGCUUAUGGAACUUUUCCCAAGCCAGUUCUGACACGCUUUGUUAGAAUCAAACCUGUAACCUGGGAAACUGGGAUAUCACUAAGAUUUGAAGUUUAUGGCUGUAAAAUUACAGAUUAUCCUUGCUUUGGCAUGCUGGGUAUGGUAUCUGGUCUCAUCACGGACUCUCAGAUUACAGCAUCCACUGAAGUUGAUCGAAAUUGGAUCCCAGAAAAUGCUCGCCUUAUAACAAGCCGUCUAGGCUGGGCACUACCUCCAACCACUCACUCAUAUACAAAGGAAUGGCUCCAGAUAGACCUUGGUGAGGAAAAGAUAGUGCGGGGCAUAAUCAUUCAAGGAGGCAAGCACAGAGAAAACAAGGUCUUCAUGAGAAAAUUCAAAAUUGGAUACAGCUACAAUGGAUCAGACUGGAAAUUUAUUAUGGAAGGAAGCAAAAAGAAGGUCAAGAUUUUUGAAGGCAAUACCAACUACGACACACCCGAGCUUCGUGUUUUUGAGCCUGUAACCACCAGGUUUAUUCGCGUCUACCCUGAAAGAGCCACCCAUGGCGGACUAGGACUGAGGAUGGAACUGCUGGGCUGUGAAAUUGAAGUGCCUACCUCAAUCCCCACCACACCUGACAGCAAUCUUGUGGACGAGUGCGAUGACGACCAAGCAAACUGCCACAGUGGAACAGGCAGUACCACAGCAGUGAUAACAGAAAAGCCGACAGCAAUUGACAUUACAGUACAGCCAGAACUCCCAGCCUAUGGGUUCAACUGUGAAUUUGGCUACAGCUCUCAGAAGACAAUCUGCCGUUGGGAACACGACAGCCGGCUGGACCUGAAGUGGGCAGUGCUCACCAGCAAAACAGGGCCCAUUCAAGACCACACAGGAGAUGGCAAUUUCAUUUACUCACAAGCUGAUGAAAACCAAAAAGGAAAGGUUGCACGGCUCAUCAGCCCUAUCGUCAACCCGCAGAACUCUGCUCAUUGCAUGACUUUCUGGUACCAUAUGUCUGGCCCCCAUGUUGGCACUCUACGAAUCAAGCUGAGGUAUCCCUCGCCUGAAGAGUAUGACCAAGUCCUCUUGACAUUGAAUGGAAAUCAGGGGAACUGCUGGAAAGAAGGACGCGUCCUCCUCCACAAAUCUGUGAAACAUUAUCAGGUGGUGGUGGAAGGAGAAAUAGGAAAAGGAAAUGGAGGAAUUGCAGUGGAUGACAUUAACAUUGACAACCACAUAGCACAGGAGGAAUGCAGAAGGUCAAAUGAUGCAGGGAAUGAAAUAGCUGAAGAAGAGCCAGAUAUUAAUCAAACAGGGUCUACACCUGAGUACCCUGACAACGGAGAGCCCUACAAUGAUAACAUCUCCCGAAAACCAGGAAACGUGCUGAAGACUCUCGAUCCCAUUUUGAUCACCAUCAUAGCCAUGAGUGCACUAGGGGUGCUUCUUGGGGCCAUUUGCGGAGUCAUCCUGUACUGCGCCUGUUGGCACAACGGUAUGUCGGACAGGAACUUGUCUGCAUUGGAGAACUACAAUUUCGAACUCGUGGAUGGCGUGAAAUUGAAAAAAGACAAACUGAACACACAGAAUACUUACUCAGAGGCGUGAAGGUGCAAGAGCAGCUAACGAAGGUUCAGAGAAAUAGAGACAGAAGGACGUAUCACUAGCUUAAGC
This is a messenger RNA of Gekko japonicus, 3658 nucleotides long. RefSeq names its product neuropilin 1 (gene NRP1). Gene Ontology annotation, molecular function: vascular endothelial growth factor receptor activity; semaphorin receptor activity. The transcript is spliced from 18 exons. Gene Ontology annotation, cellular component: membrane. Bases 842 to 3592 code for a protein of 916 amino acids. Gene Ontology annotation, biological process: vascular endothelial growth factor signaling pathway; axon guidance; angiogenesis. NCBI's taxonomy places the organism in Eukaryota, Metazoa, Chordata, Lepidosauria, Squamata, Gekkonidae. The record is from RefSeq and is a predicted model, not a curated record.